ACGGUGACAGUGGGGGUGAUGCGCGGGGCGGGAGGUGGCGGAGGGGGGGGAGGCGAUGGAGGCGGGGAGGGAGGGGGGAAAGGCGGAGGCGAAGGAGGAGGGGGGGAUGGAGGGGGAGGUGAAGGGGGGGGCGAUGGAGGGGGAGGAGAAGGCGGAGGUGGGGAAGGAGGGGGAGGGGAAGGCGGAGGUGGGGAAGGAGGGGGGGGGAAGGCGGAGGUGGGGAAGGAGGGGGGGGGAAGGGGGAGGGGGAGAAGGAGGAGGGGAAGGAGGGGGUGGCGAGGGGGGAGGUGGGGAAGGAGGCGGGGAGGGUGGUGGGGGAGGACUUGGGCCCUUGCGUGAGUGUGACGGCGGCGGAAUCCCACCAUGCA
Closterium sp. NIES-67 is the source of this 368-nucleotide messenger RNA. Lineage: Eukaryota; Viridiplantae; Streptophyta; Zygnematophyceae; Desmidiales; Closteriaceae. The record is from the annotation of a GenBank genome assembly.